This is a messenger RNA of Menidia menidia (Atlantic silverside), 1611 nucleotides long. NCBI's taxonomy places the organism in Eukaryota, Metazoa, Chordata, Actinopteri, Atheriniformes, Atherinopsidae. The record is from the annotation of a GenBank genome assembly.
CUGCCCUCCCCGGCCGGCAGCCUGCCCCCCCCGGCCUCCCUGCCCCCGCCGGCCGACCAGCAGCCGCACAGGACCACCAACUUCUUCAUAGACAACAUCCUGCGGCCGGACUUCGGCUGCCGGAAGGAGCCCGGCGCGCGCGAGAGGGCGCAGACCUCCGGGCGGGAGCGCGCGCGCCCGGCGGGCGGCAGGCCGGGCCGGGCCGGGACUCCGGGCCCGGACUCCACCUGCAGCAGCGACCCCAGCUCCCCCCCCUCCUCCGCCGCCUCCAGCCCCAGGAAGAGCGGCGGCGGGGGGGCGGCGGCCCCCUCCGAGGCCGGCGGGGCCGUCAAGGCCGAGGAGAGGGCCGCCGGCGGCGGGGGGGCCGCGGAGGACGGCGGCUCCUCGCUGGUGGUGCUGAGCGGGGCCGGGACCCCCACCCCGGAGAGCCAGCCGCUGCUGUGGCCGGCCUGGGUCUACUGCACCCGCUACUCCGACAGGCCCUCAUCUGAUGUGCUGGAUGUGAGCAGACAGCAGCUCAGAGGAUCAAUAACGCCACCGGCACUGGGUUCCACUGUCUCAUGCGGAGAGAAAAUCCAUGGAAAGAAGCUCAGCAAGGAGCUUUCAGAGGCUCGCCUUGGAUUUGAAGGAGCAGGAGUGAAGGUGGAGGACAGACAGAGGACGGCAGCCUUUGGGAAUACCUGCAGACACAGCGUGGCCAUGCUGGAUCAGGGAGGGGCUGAAACAACAAAAAGCUCCUCACCAGGUAGUCUGCGGCCCCGCACAGACACAGUCAGAGCCGCUUACACAACCUGUCAUCAUGAAGGGCCCCCAGAAGGGCCCAGGCAGCCCUGGGCCAUCCUCAGGCCUCCACAGGUUUCUGAUCCCCAAUCAGAGCCAACGCAGAACGGGGAGAUGGAUGAUGGGUCAAGACUAAUUCUUUCAAUCAGCCACUGUGAGGAUGUGCAGGCACUGAGAGGCCACGGGGAUAUUGAAUCUGAAGACUUUCCAAAGGCGGGGUGCAGCUCUCAGACACUCACAUGCGAGGCUGGGAGCAGCAAAGGUCAGGCCGGGCUGCCCUUUGAGGCAGAGCAGGCUGGAAUCCUGAGUGUGGACAACUACGGCAGCAGACGCCUGCUGGACCCUCCCCUCAGCUCUGUCAGAGGCCUGAUGCUAUCAGCGCCCGCCCCCUGCUCAGCUCAGGAGAGGAGGGCUGGGAGCUGUGAGGAGCGAGGCCAGGCAGGGGGGGCCGUGGUGACCUGUCCGGUGGCUGGGAACCCCUUACCCACACACGGGCAUCUGCCCCACCCAGAGGGCCACCAUGUGCUCCGCAUCCACUCUAAGACUAGGACUAAAAAGUCCCAGGUCCCCAGGAGCUUUUACCCCCGGUUACCCCCAUCAAACCCUGGUGGCCACAGAGGUCUUCAGGGUCCAGCUCCAGUCCCCCUGAACCCUCUCAGAGCUCUGUGGCUUCAUCCCAGACUGAGGGGAUGCAGCAGGUCUAAGAAGAGAGAAGACAGAGGCUGGAGAAUAGCAUGGGCUGAAGCAGGAAGCUGGGAGGAUGUGGAGCAGAUCCAGCAGAUCCCUGGACCAGCAAUAGAGCCAUGGCCUGUCCAGAAGAAGCACCAGUAG